AAGGGAAGUGAAAGUAAGUGCAGCACAAAGUCUUCUAAUAACAGCGGCGCUUGGGAAAGAACGCCAGUGCAGACCCCCCACCACUCUUCAGAAUGACUCCACUCCUCUUUUUUGUUUUUCUCCUUCACCAACUUCCAGGCUCUCUAUGCACUGUGACCACAGUCAGAGACCUGACAGUGUUAGAGGGUCAGUCAGUGACUGUCCCCUGCCAUUACAACCCUCAAUACACCCACAAUGUGAAGUACUGGUGUCAGGGCUCUAUGAGGGAGUUCUGUAGCAGCCUGGCCCGUACAGACGACCUGGAGUCCACUCCAGUUGGGAAGGGCAGAGUAACGAUUGCUGAUGACCCGGCCCAGUAUGUGUUUGCGGUAACUAUGCGGGACCUAAAGGAGGCUGACUCAAGCUGGUACUGGUGCGGGGUUGAAGUUGGGAGCAUGUGGAACGUUGACAGCACUGCAUCCGUUUAUAUCAAUGUCAUACAUGGUAUGUCUGUAGAGACCAGCAUGGUGAGUGGGGAGGAGGGCGGCAGUGUCAGUGUUAAGUGCCUCUACAGUGAGAGAUACAGAGAGAGCGAGAAAAGGUGGUGUAGGAGUGGCCACGUAAGCUCCUGCAAGGUGACAGACUUUAAUGGAACAUUCAGCAGCAGGUCUUUGCUCAUCAGUGACGAUAAGAAGGACACUGUUACCGUGACGAUGAAGAAUCUGGAGAUGCGGGAUGCAGGAUGGUACUGGUGCGGAGCUGGCCAGCACCAAGCCACUGUUCAAGUGUUAGUCACACCAAGACCAACCACAACUUUGUUUCCAACAGCACCCUCAGUCACAACAGUCAGGUUAACAACCCAGAAUCCUUCUGCAGUGAAGGCUCAGGACUCCAAAAGUAACAUGUCUUGGAAGACUGUCCUGACAGGAUGUGGAGCACUGCUGUUUUUACUGAUAACUGUCUUGGUACUACGGAGGAUACGUGAGCAAUGUAAGAAGGAACCUAAGAUAAGAGGAGUGGAUGAAACAAUGGCUAAGCUCAUGGUGUGCCCUGUGAAUGGCAGGGAUGGAGAGAACACUUCACUCAUUUUCCUAAACAAUUUGGCAGGUCCAGAUGCUCUGUCCAAAAACACAUGGGUUCCAAAAGGACCUGAAAAAAUGAGGUGGGAGGAAGACAGUGGAAGGAACACUGUGGAUAAUGUUUAUUAGAUAUCUUUUCAAAUUUACUUCAGAGUUUAAAUUCACCAGUUUGUGGUGUAGCUGACAGAUGCAUAAUACAGUUAUCACAAGGGGUGGGCGAUGCUGUAAACAUUUAAUAUUGCAAUGAUUGAAGACAUCUUCAUAAGUCAAAAGACAGUAGUGCUAACAGUAGUGCUAAAUAAAUGCUGAAAAAAAAACAAUUGGUAAAAAAUAAAUUAGAUAAUGGAAUUAUGGGUUAAAAUCAAUCAAAUCAUUGUUACUACACUCUUAAAAAAAUUAUUGCUCCUAAAACGGUUCUUGGUUUGGACAUUUGCGCUCUAGAAAAAUCCUUUCAUUGGUAUGGAACUGACACCUAUACAUAAACUGAAAGGUUUUUCACACUUUCACGUCUCAUUAACAGAGGUAGUUUAUUAAAGAACCAUCCAUUGAAAGGUUCCUUAGGGAACCAAAAGUAGUUCUUACAUUGCAUCGCUCCAAAGAACCAUUUUGGCACCUUGAUUCUCAGUUGUGAUUUGGUGAUGUGCUGUUUAGAGGCUCACAAUUGGUUGAAAUCUCUAUUUUUAUGAAACAUGCAAUUGACCAGUGUUCUGCAAAUACUGAUGUGUAUAAUGAAGUAAUUUGUUCUGAUAACAAUUUGAUAUUGCCUAUCUCUGGUUGCCUAAAUGCCUGAUAGUUCUUUCAUGAACUAUGCACCUGAUUCUAUAAGGAGUACUUUUUGAGGAGUAAAGGUAAAAUAGAAUAAUUUUUCCAGAAUACUUAUGGAUAGCACAUAGUAUACAGACUGGACUUUGGUGUGACAUUUUAGUGCCUUUGCUGUAGACCAUGCUCUACUUCUGAUCUUCUGAUCAGAAAUUUGUUCAAAAAUUGUGUGGAGAACUUCCAGAUUGUUAAUGUGAGGGCUUUAGAGGCUAAAGCUUUUCUUACAGCUCCACUUGUAUGAAAUCCAGCAAAGUAUUUUCAGUUUGAACCAAUUGAAUUCUUCAUGAGAUCAGAAUGAGAGCUCAGUUUGUAAGGUGUUUGUAUGGACUUUAUGAGAAGGGUAUUGCCAUUCAUCUGUCUAGCACGUAGCAUAGCUCACUGACUAAACACAUGCCUGUAAUAAUCAGAUGCUUCAGGAUCCAUAUCAUCGCUGUCCAAUGAAAAAGAAGUAUCUCCAGAAUAUUAACUUUACAGGAGAGGGCAAAAGCUCUCUUACCUCUCAAUGUAAGUCAAUGUAAAGAGAUUUUCUUCCAAAUGAUUUUAGAGC
This is a messenger RNA of Pygocentrus nattereri (red-bellied piranha), 2424 nucleotides long. It is a transcript of the gene pigr, whose product is annotated as polymeric immunoglobulin receptor. The coding region runs from base 93 to 1187 and encodes 364 amino acids. NCBI's taxonomy places the organism in Eukaryota, Metazoa, Chordata, Actinopteri, Characiformes, Serrasalmidae. The record is from RefSeq and is a predicted model, not a curated record. The transcript is spliced from 8 exons.